CAGUGUGAGUGAGUGGGUGUCUUGAUGUGAGAUCAUUUAUUGAGCAUUGAUUAGAUAUUUGCAGUAUUCCUGGAUAUCAAAAGGCGUAAAACGUAUUACAAUUAACACGGGGCAAAUUCAGCAGAUAGAGAAUCGCUUGCCAAAUGGCAGUCUCAUCACUUGUUCGACCUUUGUGCCUUUGUUUAGGCACAUUGGGAUUGGUACAAGGAUUGAUACUUUGUGCACUAACUCUAUUGGGUGUUCUGGUACAUCUUUGUGUAAUCACAGUGGAUCCCGACGAAACAUUCACCACUUUUGUACCGCUCGUAGUAGGACUAUACUUUCAAGGGGCAGAAUGUCAGGUCUACAACACUACGGUACUUUCAGACGAUUACUUUUUAAACCUCGUUACACCAGAAUGGCUGUUUAUUUGGAUGGCAGUUUACGUUGGAGUUUCUGGACUCUGGAUCAUCUUUAGUACACUGAUAAUGAGCGGAUUUGUGUACAGAAAAAAAAUUCUGCAUUACUUCCUUCCAUGUUGGAUUAUACUUACACUUGGAAAUUGUACGAUGGAUCUCGUAUUAGCUGUUUACUUUGGAUUUGAUUUCACCGAUCUUAUUACCAAUGCUUCCGAAAUCUAUGGAACAUCGCUGUUGCCUGUUGUUCCUUUUGCCAUGAUGAUUUUAAGCUUGAAAGGUGGCGCUUUAUGGGUAAUCAAUUUUGUCGGCAGUAUAUUUGCUACAGUUGCACUGCACAACUUUGUGAAACACAAAGAUGAUCGUAAGCCACUGUUUUUGGAACGAGCUGGAUUUCUUGACCAAAAUCCAAUCGAUGGUUUUGCAGCAAUUGAAGUGCCUAGGCCAACGUCGCUUUUGCUCAACACCAACUCGAAGAAAAAAAACAUCUCAACAAUUUCAACGCUCCAUAGUUAUUAUAUAAAUCAUCAAGACACUAGAAGCGAAUUGCAAUCUCCAAUUUCGAAUAUUCCACCAUUGGAUACGUGGAGAAAGCCGACUCUGGGGGAUAUUCCAGAUCCUGAUUACAGUCCAACAUCGACGGUAACUGGUUUGAAAAAUGAAACGGAUUCUCAAUCUUCCCGGCGACAGCAGAGUCUAUAUAAUCCAACUUUACCUUUAAGGCCAAGUUUGAAGAAGAGUCAACAGAGCUAUGAAAGGAAGGAGGAUAUUAGUCUAUAGAAUCAUAGGAAGGACACGUUGUAUUCAACGAUUACUGGACAUCUCUAUGUUAUCACAUCAAACGAAUAUCAACUGAAAAGUAGUAACAGGUAUCGGAGCACAGUUGUAUUUUCCUUUACUUGUGAGGUGCGGUAUGAUUUGUGGUUUUAAGUCGCGAUCAUAGAAAUUUCCCUACGAAAUUAAUCUCUUUACAUCUAUCAGUCAAGAGGAACAAUUUCAAUUCUUAUAAUCUGUAGCACACAGAUAAUUCAUAUUCUUCGACAAAGUGAAAUUAUUUCUUUUAAGUACCAUUUCUAUUUGAAAAAUUGAAAUGAAUAUAAAACGAAGUCAACGGAUUGUGUCAUUGAUUCAGCGUGGAGAUUUCCAUAUAUAUUUCAAUAGUGAAAUCCUCAACUGUAGUUAGUUUCGUUGCACAUAUUAUUAAGAAAGUGUCUUCUGCAUGUGUGGCAAUGAGUUCCCGUUCCUGAACUGUAUAUACUAUGUGUAUUUAUAUUCUUUAAUUUUAAUAGACAAUUGAAAAGUUAUUGAAAUUAUGCGAUACGACUUGUGUCGCAUAAUUUCACCAGUGAAAAAAUUCAUAUCAUAGUUUACUAUUCCAUAAUAUUGAAGAGGUGUUAUAGAGAGAGCAAAAAUCGUCUAAUUUUAUUUUUUUUCUAGAAUAUUAUUAGAUGCUGUAUAAUUCACGCACACUGUAA
Diprion similis is the source of this 1870-nucleotide messenger RNA. RefSeq lists its product as uncharacterized. Bases 144 to 1175 code for a protein of 343 amino acids. NCBI's taxonomy places the organism in Eukaryota, Metazoa, Arthropoda, Insecta, Hymenoptera, Diprionidae. The record is from RefSeq and is a predicted model, not a curated record. The transcript is spliced from 6 exons.